GACGACGUGAGCUAAACACCCUAUACUGCAGUCAUCAUUUCAGCCUCACCAUGGACGGGUUGGGGGCUCGUGAAAAACACAUUGACUUCAUUUCUAAUCAUAAUGGCAGUUACCCGUCAGAUAUUAUUCUUUCUACUCUACCUGCACCUCUUUCAGUUGCUUUGACUUCGGUAGUAUUACCUUUUCUUUUACCCACCCGAUACGUUUUGUUGCAGUAUUCUUCACGAAUAUGGAUUCAUCUACUCAUUGAGACGUUGACAGUCGUUUGCCCUAUUUUACUAUCGUUUACGACACUGUCGUGUUCAACAUCACUGAACGUUCCCAUGUUUUUGCUCCUCAUCAUAGGCUUAAUGAUUUCUGCCCCAAAAUGGUGGAAUCCCAACAUUCCAGUUUUGAACCACUUGUUCUCUUUUCCUCUCCCAGAGAAGAAACCUUCAUUCCUAACCAACUACCGAGCUGGUAUGAACCUAGCAACUGCAAUCUGCAUAUUGGCAGUAGACUUUGCAGUAUUUCCACGAAGAUUUGCCAAGACAGAAACUUAUGGAUACAGCCUGAUGGAUGUUGGUGUAGGAUCAUUUGUUAUUGCUAAUGGCUUAGUGGGAUCUAGUCAAAAUCGAUCAGCCAAAGCAUGGUCUAAAACAUUCCCAAUACUACUCCUUGGCAUAUUCCGGCUUAUAACAGUCAAGCUGUCAAACUACCAUGAACAUGUAACAGAGUAUGGUGUUCAUUGGAACUUCUUUUUCACCUUAGCAAUUGUGAAAAUUGCCUCAUCACUUAUCAAAACAAAUUUCCGGCCGAUUGUUUUGUCGUUCAUCCUUUUGGCCGUCUACGAAUUAGGAUUGAAAUUAGGACUUGAAACCUGGAUCUUGAGCGAUUUUCCAAGAAAUAAUUUGAUCUCCGCCAAUCGUGAAGGAAUUUUUUCAUUGCUGGGCUACAUGGCAAUAUAUUACGCCGCCUGCGAGUUGGGUGAUUACAUCAAGAAACCCAAAACCCAAUUCAAAGAAUGGUUACGUCUAUUGGUGGUACUUGCAUGCCUCUCCUUCUUGGGUUGGAUUUGCCUCCAGGUCAGUGAAUCUUUUUUUGGACUGCCGUCUCGAAGGCUGGCCAACACAUCGUUCUGCUUGUGGAUGAUGACUUACAACCUGAUCAUAAUGUCUGCUUACUUAUUGGUCGAUUUACUCCUGGUGACGUUCGACCUUCGGCGAGAGACCGAUGCUCCGGCUGAUACCUCCGCCUUGCCCGUCUUCCGCGAGCCCUAUCUCCUAAGAUUUAUAAAUUACAACGGACUGGUAUUCUUCUUACUGGCUAAUUUAUUGACGGGGCUUGUCAAUAUGACUUUUGACACGAUUCACAUGGCGACGUUCACAUCAGUUAUCCUGCUCUUCAAUUAUUGCACUGUGCUCUGUCUAUUUGUGGCCGGGCUGUACCUAUGGCGUAUCCGAGUGUGAAAAUCUUUGCUUGUUUUUCUUGUUGUGUACAUUUCCAAUACAGACGCAAGGUGCUGGUUACAUUUCCAGUAAAACCUA
Daphnia pulicaria is the source of this 1526-nucleotide messenger RNA. RefSeq lists its product as uncharacterized. Lineage: Eukaryota; Metazoa; Arthropoda; Branchiopoda; Diplostraca; Daphniidae. The record is from RefSeq and is a predicted model, not a curated record. Gene Ontology annotation, biological process: GPI anchor biosynthetic process; protein localization to plasma membrane. The transcript has 2 exons. The coding region runs from base 51 to 1448 and encodes 465 amino acids. Gene Ontology annotation, molecular function: glucosaminyl-phosphatidylinositol O-acyltransferase activity. Gene Ontology annotation, cellular component: membrane; endoplasmic reticulum.